Molecule: messenger RNA, 1782 nt
Organism: Rhopalosiphum maidis (corn leaf aphid)
Lineage: Eukaryota; Metazoa; Arthropoda; Insecta; Hemiptera; Aphididae
Product: protein cornichon-like
Exons: 5
Coding region: 487-921 (144 amino acids)
Biological process (GO): endoplasmic reticulum to Golgi vesicle-mediated transport
Cellular component (GO): endoplasmic reticulum membrane; COPII-coated ER to Golgi transport vesicle
Source: RefSeq, a predicted model, not a curated record
CGAAUCGCGGACGAAUUAUACCAUACGAGUGACUCGACUGGCCCUGUUAUUACAAUAGUAUAAAAUAUUUAUGAUGUCCUUAAUUCUUAUACGCAUAAUAUGUUAUCGUUAUACUUAAUUACUUAAUUAAUCUAAUUUUCAAUAUUGUAUUAUAAGUCGUAACAUACGUUUUAAAAUUGUAUAUAAUACGAGUCUAUCACAGUAAUUACGUACAUUUUGAUAAUAUUUCGACAAACCAGUGAUCUGUUCGAUCGAAAAUUCACACUGCUUAUUGUACAAUUAUUUUUCUUGUUUUUAAACGCUAGUGAUCAACGAUAACUGUCGCCAAAAAAAUAAACUUAUAUUCUCUGUAUUAAUAGUAUUUCUAGUAUACUCGUCAAUGGUUGUGGUCGAGGUUACGAUGUUUUAGAUUGAUUUAUUUAGUGGCUUUUUUUGAUUUUAAAUUAACUAAGUACCAACUAUUGUAGUAGUUAACCAACUACUACAAUGUCUUUCACAUUCUCAGCGUUCACUUAUAUCGUGGCCAUGAUAUCAGAUGCAUUUUUAUUAUUUUUUUCAAUAUUCCAUAUAAUUGCAUUUGAUGAACUUAAAACUGAUAGCAAAAAUCCAAUAGAUCAAUGUAACAGCCUAAAUCCAUUAGUGAUUCCUGAGUAUAUGCUACACUUCUUCUUCAAUAUUUUGUUUUUGUUUGGAGGCCAAUGGAUUUCAUUUGCUAUUAAUAUACCAUUAAUGGCUUAUCAUAUAAAAAGAUAUCAUAACAGGCCAGUUAUGUCUGGUUUUGGUCUCUAUGAUCCUACAAGUAUUAUGAAUGCUGACAAAUUGUAUACAUAUCAACGUGAGGGUUGGAUAAAAUUAUCGUUUUAUCUGUUUUCGUUUUUCUAUUACUUAUAUGGAAUGAUACGGGCAUUGAUAACAGUUUAAACCAAAGUUACUUCUAGCAAAUUUCUUCUUUUCAUAAUAUGUUUUGUACAUAUUUGUUCAUUUUUUAUCGGUAUAAAACAGCUAUUUUUUAUUUAAGUCUACCUCAGUAUAUAUAUUUACAUGUUAUGGGCAAAGUAAGAAAUUUAGGCAUUGUAUAACAAUAUCCAGGCACUGUGCAAAAUGGCCUAAUAUUUUAAUAAUAUUAAUUCAUCAGUUGUAAGAACCCAAUUGGAUACCUAAUAGAUUUAAAAACUAAUAUUUGAAACGUCUAUUUCAGAUUUUUUUUUUGAUUAUUUGUACCCUGUAAAAUUGUUUAUUUAAUUUUUAAUAUAGGUAUUUAUUCUACAGUGUUCAAAUUUAAUUAUACAAUGUUAACUUAUUCUAACUUUGCCCUUGUGCACAGUGCCCGACUUCCUACUGUGCCUGUAACAUAUAUAUUAUAUACAUGUAUAUAAUAUACUAUAUAGAAAAUUAUUCAAACAGAAUGUAACCACAUAACAGCACAAUUGUUUUAAUUUGUUUUAUUGUAUUUAGUGACAUAAACAAAAAAAUGUGAAAAAAUCAUUUUUUGAUUUAUUAUUUUAUAAGUUUUGUUUAUGUGUAUUACGAAAUAUUUUAUAUUUACAAUAUUAAAUUUUUUAUAAUAGAUGUGAAAAAAAAUGUUAAGUUAUUGUGUAUAUUUUUGGGAUGUAAGGAAAAAGAACCAAUGGUAUUUGUUUAUUUUGUUGCCUUGCUACUCAUAUAAUAGUAGUAUUGUACGCUUGAUAUAUAUAUAAAUACCAGAGUCCACCAAGUCCAUAGUACCUUUAAUAUGAUGAUAAUAAAAUUGUAUGUCUGACAAUAAUAAUAUAAUUUAUAAAA